CAAAGGCAUGGGCUGCUCUCAAGGGUGUACACGCUCCUGCAACAGCGGUCGUGGCUGUGGUCUUGGAGCGGCAAAUGGCGGCACUUAGAAUUGACGAAGACGAACAAGUGGAGGAAGGAGUGCAGAAAUUCUUCGACUUGUUGACACGGCUCGAAGAAGCUGAGCUGAACUACACAAGCGUCAGCACCAAGAGUGAAGCGGUUGGUGGCGGUGAUCACGGAAAGCAAAGUGACACCAAGAGUGACUCAAAGGAAUGCAAUCUUGGAGAGACCAGCAAGGCGUGUGAACCCAAGGAGAAUGGUGCAGCAGCCAAAUGUGGUGGAAAUGAGGAGGAGAAGCCUAAGAUCAGCAAAGCAGAAGCGGCAAAGGAGAAAGGAGAGAGCUUGUGGGGCACAAUUGCGAGUGCCGCUUUCUCCAACCCGACUUCCGCUACGGGAGAGUGUGAUUGGCUGACCUUGCAUCGGCGAAUGGGGCAUGUGGCGUUGCCCAUUUUGCAGCAGAUUGUUAAGCAAGAGAUGGUCAGUGGGAUAUGUAUCAAGGGGGAGCCCAAUGAG
Molecule: messenger RNA, 554 nt
Organism: Closterium sp. NIES-67
Lineage: Eukaryota; Viridiplantae; Streptophyta; Zygnematophyceae; Desmidiales; Closteriaceae
Source: the annotation of a GenBank genome assembly